GGAUGGUUGCGGUCGUUGCGGUAGCUCAUCAAUCUUCAGAGCGAGAGCAGCAACCAUCUGCAUCGUCAUCAUGGUUGGUUACCACCGCCGCCACCGCGCAAUGGUUGUGGGUCCGUGUGCAAAACCAUUUUUCUGGAACAACCAUGAACCAUUCGCGUGCCGCUUCUAAUCUACAAUCUCGAUGCGACGAUGAUGUAGGGCUAAUCGACGGCGAGGGCGGAUGGUGUGAGUUAUCGCGAGUACGUGAGCCGCACCGACACAGGCGCACUGUCGCCGCGAGAGUUCCUCGCUGUCGAUAUAUGACCCGUCUACGACGGAGAGGCCAUUUCAGACUAGUACCGGACACCGAAAGAGGUGGAAGCAAUACGACAGUGAGUUUUACUUCCCUAUUAUUCCAUCGCAGCCAUCAAGUCACCUUCUGUACCAGUGUGUAUAAAGGUUGACAGCGUUUCAAAGCUAGUGGACCUGCUAGGAAAUUUUAGUUCUAUCUAGUAAAUUUUGAACGAGCAUUCGGAAACCAGUGUAACAAGAAAUGAUGAAGUCGAUCUUCUUCGGAAUGGUUGCCAUGGCCGUCGCCAUCCUGUCCAUCUACCAGGAAACGGCACAAGCCCAGGAACAGCCAGGAGCGACCCACGACUACAAAUGGAACGGCAUCGACGACCAGUGCCUGACGGCUCUGCACCUGCAGAUCAACAAGGAGUUCGACGCGUCGAUCGUCUACCUGAAGUACGCCGCCUACUUCGCGCAGGAAAAGGUCAACCUGCCCGGCUUCGAGAAGUUCUUCUUCCAUGCGGCCGGCGAGGAGCGCGAGCACGGCAUCAAGCUGAUCGAGUACGCCCUGAUGCGCGGCCAGGGACCCGUGGACAAGUCCAACUUCAAACUGAACUACACCUACCAGGUGCUUGCCGGAACCGACGGCGAGUCAGCUCUGCGUGCCGCCCUGACGAAGGAAGAGGAAGUGACGCACAGCAUCCGCGGAGUGAUCAAGGCCUGCGAGGAAGGCAGCAAUGACUACCACUUGGUCGACUACCUGACCGGCGAGUACCUGGAUGAACAGCACAAGGGACAGCGCGAGUUGGCCGAGAAGAUCGCCACCCUGAGCAAGAUGAAGAAGAGCGCCCCCAAACUGGGCGAGUUCCUGUUCGACAAGCACCACAUGUAAACGGCGAACCGGAAUGCCAUCCUGGAGUGCUUGUGGACGGUGCUUCACAGUGUCAUCAUCAUAGUUUAGAAGGAGCGUCGUUUUCUUAUUUCUUUGUACUGUGUUUCUUUUUGAGAUUUCGAACCGAUGAACGCCACCCGAAGAAUGCUUGAAUAAUAACAAUACAAUAGACUUUACGCACUCCGA
Molecule: messenger RNA, 1348 nt
Organism: Aedes albopictus (Asian tiger mosquito)
Lineage: Eukaryota; Metazoa; Arthropoda; Insecta; Diptera; Culicidae
Product: ferritin heavy chain
Exons: 4
Coding region: 533-1162 (209 amino acids)
Biological process (GO): intracellular iron ion homeostasis; iron ion transport
Cellular component (GO): cytoplasm
Molecular function (GO): ferrous iron binding; ferric iron binding
Source: RefSeq, a predicted model, not a curated record